AACUCUGGAUGGGUCAGGGAUUUCUUUUCAAAUCAGAGGAUAGCCUUAAGCCAAUGGAAGAUAUAGGCAAUGGCUACUUCAAUGAGUUGUUGUCCAAUUCUCUAUUUCAAGAUGUUAAAUGGGAUUUGUACGGGAACAUUGAAUCUUGCAAAAUGCAUGAUCUAGUGCAUGAUCUUGCACUGCUUGUUUCAAAAGGUGAAACCUUGAUUUGGGAUACUAGUUGCAACAUUGAUGACCAAAAUUUUAGUACUAUUCAACAUUUAAGAGUCCAGUCUAAUGGAAAGGAUCUUCCAACCAUUCCAAAGAGUAUUGCUCAAAGGUUGCAUUCUUUGUUUUCGGAGGUUGGUGUCUUUUGCAGCAUGGCAUCAAAUCUUAAAAGCUUGAGAUCUUUAAAAUUAAUAGGAGAUGGGAAAACGAAGUUGCCAGCUUCCUUCGGCAAAUUGAACCAUUGGAGGUACCUUGACAUCUCAGGAACUUAUGUCAGAACAGUACCAAAAUCCUUCUCCAAGCUCUAUAAUCUGCAGACUACAAAAUUUAUCAACUGCUAUAAUCUUGAAAAGCUUCCCAAUGGCAUCGCAAAUCUCAUCAGCUUGACGCAUAUCUAUUCUAGUGAUCUAAGGUAUAUAUCUAAUAUGCACUUAACUUCCCUUCGAACAUUAUCACAAUUUGUUGUGAGCACAAAAAAGGGACGUCGGAUUGAAGACCUUGGAUGCUUAAGCCAACUUGGAGGAAAACUAGUGAUUUCGAAGCUUGAACAUGUAAGAUCAGAAUUAGAAGCCUCUAAAGCAAACCUGAAAGAAAAGACAAAAUUGCAACAAUUGGUAUUAAGGUGGAGUAGUAGAGAUGGAAAAGAAGUCAACAACAACAACGAUGAAGAGGUUCUAAAAAGCCUUCAACCUCAUUCAACUUUGAAAAGCCUCACUAUUGAUUGUUACAUAGGAAAGAGGUUCCCAUCUUGGAUGGUGAGUGGCAUCAAUAGUUCUAGUUCUUCAUUCCUUCUCGACAACAUGGUGCAGUUGAAGUUAAUCAAUUGCCAUGAAUGCCCGUGUAUUCCAAGUUUGGGACUAUUGCCUAGUCUCAAGGUUCUUUAUAUUGAAGGAAUGAAAAAUGUCAAAAGAAAGGGUCACAAGCAUCAAGUGGAUGGGGAAGAAUCAAUCAGAUUGUUCCCAGCUUUGAAGACACUCACCGUGAGUAGAAUGGAAAGGCUAGAGGAAUGGGUUGAAGUUGAGGAAUGGGAUUCAGUUGUUGAGGAUGCAGCUGCAGAGAGCCAAGGUGUGAUCGUGCUUCCUUGCCUUGAGGAGUUGCUGAUUUCUAGUUGUCCUUUGUUGAAGACUUGGUCGAUGGGUGGAUUUUCAUCUCAUCACAAGCUCUCCAACCUGCGGAUAGAACAGUGUUUGAAUCUGAAGGCUAUCCCUGGUUUAGAUGGGCUCUCAGCUCUUAAAAAAUUAGAUCUCGAGCGGUGUCUUGGAUUAACAAGUCUACCAAUUGGGCUUGGAUCUUGCAUCUCUCUGUUGUUGCAAAUUGGAGGUUGCCAAAAUUUGAACUCCAUUCCAAGUAUAAAUGGGCUCACAUCUCUUGAAAGACUCAACCUUUUAAAUUGCGAUGGAUUAACGUGUCUUCCAAUUGGGUUGGACUCUUGCUAUUCUCUUCAGCAGUUGGGAAUUGGAAGUUGCUCUAAUUUAAUUUCCAUUUUUGACAAUAUCGGUAAAUUGUGUUCUCUCAGUAUUCUUAGAAUCGCACGUUGCGAGGGGCAUUCAAAGUGGACUGGGAUACUGCAGUUCUCUUCUCUUCAGCAGUUGGAAAUUAGAAGUUGCACUAAUUUAAUUUCCAUCACUGAAGAUAUCAGGAAAUUGCAUUCUCUCAGUAUUCUUGCAAUCAGAUAUUGCGAAAAUCUAAGGAGCAUUCCAGGGGAAUGGCUACAUAGCCUCAUCCGCUUGAAGGAGUUAAGCCUUGGUCCUUUCUGGUCGGAGUUAGAGGAAUUCCCAGGAUUGACCUCCAUUCAUCAAUUCCACGCCUCUCUUGAAGUAUUGUUCUUGUUCGGAUGGGAUAAACCAACAUCUCUGCCACAUCAGCUUCGACAUCUCACUGCCCUUAAGCAAUUGAGGUUAGAGGACUUCAAUGGACAGGAAGCUUUGCCAGAGUGGUUGGGAGACUUCUCUUCUCUUCACAAGUUGGAGAUUGUGCGUUGCUCUAAUUUGAAUCAUCUGCCUUCUAUUGAAGCCAUGCGACGCCCCUCCAACUUACAAUAUUGUCGCCUUUUGGAUUGUCCGAAAUUGAAGAAAAGAUGCAACAAAAAGAGGGGCCCCGAAUGGUCAAAGAUCUUGCACAUUCCCAAUAUCAGAAUCCAUGACAAGGACGUGCAGGGCGAAUACAAAUAUUCCAGUGACAUCUGUCUUGCCGAUCAAAGUCUUGAGCUGUCUCAGAUUGACAGUUUAAGUGGACUGCCUUGCAAAGGGUUACCAUGCCAAAUGCCUGAUCUGUUGUGCAAACUGAAUUGUUGAUUCUUCUGUGGCUCUCUUGUCAGUGCCAAAACCAGAGUUCCUCUAGGUUAGAGAUUAUGGUGUUUUUGCACUCGCUACUUUGCUAACUGUUAAUGGUCAAAUAUGGAGUCUGGACUCCUUACGACUUGUGAACUGCAACACUUUGAGAACAUGCUUUUCCCAUUGACAAGAGCACUGCAAGUUCACGAGUAUAGAUGAUGGUGGUAGUCCUUUCGGUUUUUCUUGGAUUGUACAGAUCCUGGUGCCAUAGAUUCUGUGUGCACACAUUUUGCAGUAGUGAGGAGAGCAUUGAAUUUUACUUGGAAUUAACCAACAAAUCAACUCUUCUACCAUUUCGCAGGCUCUUGUGGUUUUAUGGUAAAAUGGCUUUUCAAACCUUUUUCUUUGAAUCUAAAACAUAUUAUACCUGGUUUGAAUAAAUUCUCCGUACAACUUUGACUUUGAUGAUGUAAUAAUGGACAUUCAAUCAACAAAUGGAGUGAAGAGAAACUGACAAUGAGAUCCCUGUGCACCAAGUGAUUACUCGUAGGAUGGUCUCAAUAGCAUCAAUGUGGUUAUGAUAGAGUUAUAACUUUGGUUUUAUCAAACAAUGGCUUAAUCAGAGAAGUGCAAAACUUCUGUCUCAGCUAGUCUCAUUGAAGAAAAUGAGAUGGGGAAUGCAAUGAAAACAGAAUGAUUGGAGCUGGAAUUCAGGAUAUUUCAGUGUUCAUCAAAGCUGAAAAACAUUUUUGAGAAUGCAUGUAGCAGUUUCAUUUUGAUUCAUGUCUUGAAAAAGAUGCAACAAGAUUAUAUGCUUCACUUUCUAAAAUGCGAGGAGCAGUUGGAGAUAGAGAAUGUGAACAAGAAAAGAAAAAAAAUACACCAAAAGAAAAGGUGGUGAUUAUGAAGCAGAAAUUAAACUGUGUUGAUUACAUUUCAUUUAUUUUGCUUUGCUUCAUUUCUAAAGAAUAAAAUGAACCCUUGUUCCUUCAGUGCCUCUGUUCUUUGUCUUGGAAAAGCUAUGGCGGAAAUUCACUAAGGCUCAUAAAGUGUCUUCAAGCAGAUGUGUUUCAUUAUCCGAACCUGUACCUGUUUCAUUCUCGUUUGUUCUCAAUUUUCUUCUUGUAUUACUUGUUUUCUCUUUCUUUGUGCUGUUAGUUGAUUAUUUGAAGAUGAUUUUGUAACACUAAAUUGAUAUAGUGGAAUUUUUUUUUAAUGGAUCAGAGGUCCCGUGGCUCUUACUCUCUUCUAUUCGAGGAGUUGCUGUCAUAUAAAUUGUUGUAGCCAAGUUUGCGUUCUUUUUUUUAUUCUUUCUUCCUCUGCAGUGAUUUGUUGAUCUGCAAAAGGAACUGAUCUCAUAAACCUUUCAAGUUUCACCUGCCAUCUUGAGUCACAUUUCGAAAUAUAGGUCUAAUAACAAUAUUCAUUAUUU
Molecule: messenger RNA, 3912 nt
Organism: Rubroshorea leprosula
Lineage: Eukaryota; Viridiplantae; Streptophyta; Magnoliopsida; Malvales; Dipterocarpaceae
Source: the annotation of a GenBank genome assembly